AUGCGGGGGGCCCGGGCCGCCCCCUUCCGGCCGCGGCCGAAGCUGGUGCUGCUGCCUCUGCUGUUGCUGCUGGGCCACCGGACGCGGUCCCAGGGUGACCCUGGGCCACUGCAGUGCUAUGGAGUUGGACCCUUGGGCGACCUGAACUGCUCGUGGGAAGCUCUUGGGGACCUGGGAGCCCCCUCCACGCUGAACCUCCAGAGCCAGAAGUACCAUUCCAACAGAACGUGGACUGUGGCAGUGCCCACUGGACAGAGCUGGGUGACCGUCCCCCGGGAGCAGCUUACCAUGUCCGAUGAACUGCUUGUGUGGGGUACCAAGGCAGGCCAGCCUCUCUGGCCCCCAGUCUUCGUGAACCUGGAAACCCGAAUGAAGCCAGAUGCCCCCCGGCUGUACCCUGACGUGGACUUUUCAGAGGAUGAGCCCCUGGAGGCCACUGUCCAUUGGGCCCCACCUGUGUGGCCACCCCAUAAGGUCUUGGUCUGCCAGUUCUACUAUCAAAGAUGCCAGGGGACAGCCUGGACCCUGCUGGAACCAGAAGUGAAGUCCAUGCCCCUGGCCCCUGCUGAGAUCCAGAACCUGGAGCUGGCCACUGGCUAUGAGGUGCGUGGCCGCUGCCGAAUGGAGAAAGAAGAGGAUCUGUGGAGCGAGUGGAGCCCCAUUUUGUCCUUCCAGACACUGCCCUCUGCUCCAAAAGAUAUAUGGAUAUCUGGGAACCUCUGUGGGACACCAGGCAGACAGGAACCCCUGCUUCUGUGGAAGGACCGGGGGCACUGCGUGCAGAUGAGCUAUAAAGUCUGGUUCCAGGCUGAAGACCAGGAGCUGAUCCAGAAGACGGCUCCCUGCUGCAGCUCCUUCAUCCCCACCCAGGCCGAGUGGGUCGGGGUGUCUGCCGUCAAUGCCACGAGCUGGGAGCCUCUCACCAACCUUUCUUUGGCCUGCUUGGGUACCGACGUCACCCCCCAUGGCGUGGUGGUCAGCAACGUUGCCGGCAGCACAGAGCUGCUGGUGACUUGGCAGCGGGGGUCUGGGGAGUUGCAGGAGCAUGUGGUGGACUGGGCUCGAGACGGGGAUCCCCUGGAGGACCUCAACUGGAUCCGGCUUCCCCCUGAGAACCUCAGUGUUCUGUUGCCAGGGAAUUUUGAAGGAGGGGUCCCCUACCGAAUCACAGUGACAGCAGUCUCUCCUUGGGGCUUGGCCCCUGCCCCCCCAGUCUGGCGGUUCAGAGAGGAACUGGCACCCCUAGCCGGGCCAGUGCUUUGGCGACUCCAGGAUGCCCCCCCAGGGACCCCCGCCAUAGCGUGGGGAGAGGUCCCAAGGCACCAACUCCGGGGCCAUCUCACCCACUACACUGUGUGUGUACAGAGCGGGACCAGGCCUUCUGUCUGCAUGAAUGUGAGUGGCAGCACCCGGAACAUCACCCUGCCCGACCUUCCUUGGGGUCCUUGUGAGCUGUGGGUGACCGCAUCCACCAUCGCGGGACAGGGGCCACCUGGUCCCAGCCUCCGGCUUCACCUACCAGAUAACACCCUGAAGUGGAAAGUUCUGCCGGGUGUCUUUCUGCUGUGGGGCUUGCUCCUGACAGGCUGUGGUGUGAGCCUGGCCACCUCUGGAAGGUGCCUCCACCUUCGGCACAAGGUACUGCCCCGCUGGGUCUGGGAGAAGGUUCCAGAUCCGGCCAACAGCAGUUGUGGCCGGCCCCACAUGGAGGAGGUGCCGCAGGCUCAGCCCCCCGGGGACUUCCCCAUCCUGAAAGUGGAGGAGAUGGAGCCACUACCGGUUCUGGAGCCCCCCCAGGCCCCCCCGCAGCUGGACUCUGGCUAUGAGAAACACUUCCUGCCCACCCCCGAGGAGCUGGGCCUUCUGGGCCCACCCCCAGGUCCUGAGUUCUGGCCUGAACCCAGCCCAGGCCAGGAGAGGGGUGCCCAUUUGACAGAUGAAGACACUGAGGCUCAGAGAGGCUGA
Molecule: messenger RNA, 1965 nt
Organism: Odobenus rosmarus divergens (Pacific walrus)
Lineage: Eukaryota; Metazoa; Chordata; Mammalia; Carnivora; Odobenidae
Gene: IL27RA
Product: interleukin 27 receptor, alpha
Exons: 14
Coding region: 1-1965 (654 amino acids)
Biological process (GO): cytokine-mediated signaling pathway; positive regulation of activated T cell proliferation
Cellular component (GO): interleukin-23 receptor complex; interleukin-12 receptor complex; external side of plasma membrane
Molecular function (GO): interleukin-12 receptor binding; interleukin-23 binding; interleukin-27 receptor activity
Source: RefSeq, a predicted model, not a curated record